AUGCGCGAGAUCUACAAGAGGCUGUGGAGCUCGCAGCUACCAAAGGGUACCGCGGAAGACAAUGUCACUCUUUGGUUCUCUGGGGAUUCCGGGAUCAACAUUUCACACUCAACAAACAUCCACCUCCGAGGACAACAGGGGAAAGCAAGCAUCAUCAUUGACUAUGAUCCUCCGCCUCCUCCCAACCCCACCUUCAAGGAGAAAUCAGGAAUCACCCUCCAGCUCUACAAUUGUACACAAGUUGUAGUGCAAGAUGUUGUCGUUAGGGCCGCGCCAUUCAUGGCCGUGACAGCCUUUCAAGGUGGAGGGGAUCAUAUCUUUCGAAGACUGCGCUUUGUUCCAAGGUCGGAUCGCACACUGGUGGCAGUCAGAGAUGCUAUUCAUUUUUCCGAUCUCAGAAAGGGUCCAACCAUCCUAGAUUCGAACAUUGGGUACAGCGGAGACGACUUUUUGAAUGUUCACACCACCCUGUUGUUGGUGCUGGAAUGCGACAGAACUACACAGCUGAGGAUGGAAUGCUUGCUGGUCAAUCCUCGAGUUAUGGCCAAUGCCAAAUCCAACACUGUAUAUGGAACCUUUUCGGUGCUUCCAUUCGUCGUUUCCGGCGACCAUCUGUCGUUCUUUGCUUGGCCAUCUACUGACAUGGUCAUGAGCCCCCUGAUACAGAGUGCUGUGGUCGUUCAACUGGAGGAUGUGAGUGAGGUAUACGGGCACAUAGCCCAAAGGGCGCUUCCUCCCAUGCUGGAGUAUCCACCAUCCAUGAGCUGGCACGAAGCAACCAACCAAACGCACAAGUUUGAUGCCGGCGAAGUUUGGAGGGUCGUCUUGGAGAUGAGACAUGACUUUUCAUCAUCAGCACUACCCCCACCCGUUGGUAUCGGUACCAUUGCAACAAUUGAUACAAUUGCCACAGCCGGCGCCAAGCUCAUAAACAAUACCUUCCUCCAUAGUCAUUGCAAUCUUGGCCGCUUCAAGAGUCCAGGAGGUGUCAUUCAAGGAAAUGUCUUUCACCAGGCAUGGAAGCCCAAUCUUGAGCUCACUGCGCUCCCCCAGUUUUUGGAGGGACCAGUGGAUGUGCGAGAUAUCCUGGUAGCCGACAAUCUCUUUUUGGGAGUAGGGCCUGAUGAUCCCGUGCACUGUGGUCCGUUUUGCGAAAAACCGGAGUGUCAUCCUUGCUAUCAGUGUCCCCAUUGUCACCGCGACACUCCCUGGGCUAGGAAUAUUACCCUUCGCAACAAUACAAUCAUCAAGUCUACCGAUUUGAGUGGCGAAUGA
This is a messenger RNA of Seminavis robusta, 1275 nucleotides long. The record is from the annotation of a GenBank genome assembly. NCBI's taxonomy places the organism in Eukaryota, Bacillariophyta, Bacillariophyceae, Naviculales, Naviculaceae.